AUGGCAAGAUGGAUUCAGAUAUUCAAUGUAAAUGGUCUAACAAUUGAUGCUGAUGGAGGAAUCAUUGAUGGCAAUGGUGGGAGAAAUGCAGAACAUGCAGAAGGCCAACACCCUGAAGCUCACAUAGCAGUAAAUGGCUGCGAUGGUGCAUUAGUCUCUCACAUCAAUAUCCAUUCUCCUCCCAAAAGUCCUAAUACUGAUGGCUUCGACAUUGCCAAUUCCAAAAAUAUAGUAAUCGAAGAUUCUACUCUCGCAACAGGUGAUGAUUGUAUUGCCAUCAAUGGUGGUUCUUCUUACAUCAAUGCAACUCGACUUUUUUGCAUAGGAGGCCACGGGAUAAGUAUGAUUCAUAAUUGUAGAGAAGAUGGAAAAUGUGGUCAGAGUGGAAAAGAUGAGGACAUGAACAGUGAAAGUGAAGGUCCCUUUCGAAGGAUCUUGAACAAUAGUUCCACCUGUGUGAUCAAAGCUCGUAAGGCGCGUAUCACAAUGUUACAGUUGGCGAAUGAGUUCGUGAUCGCAAUUUCAGAGAAAGAGUGCACCACUGUAACUAGCGAGGUCAACCCCCAAUCGGCUUGGAGUGGACAGGAGGAUGUUGUGGCAAAUCAACAAGUAUACUGA
Molecule: messenger RNA, 618 nt
Organism: Vigna radiata var. radiata (mung bean)
Lineage: Eukaryota; Viridiplantae; Streptophyta; Magnoliopsida; Fabales; Fabaceae
Product: probable polygalacturonase At3g15720
Exons: 5
Coding region: 1-618 (205 amino acids)
Biological process (GO): carbohydrate metabolic process
Molecular function (GO): polygalacturonase activity
Source: RefSeq, a predicted model, not a curated record